AUGAAUAAGGAAAAGAAGAGUAUCUUCCGAUUCGCUUCAGAUUCUUUCGCUCUUCACUUUUCCUCAACGUUAAGCACUGAUAAAAUCGCAAAAAUCUGUUACAAUCGAUUGACAGCACCCGAGUUCCGAGGUAAACUAAAAAAGGAAAUGUUGCCGAUGGCUAUGCAUCAAAAACAGGACCGAACGAAGCGGAAGCAAAAAUCAUCAACAGUAUUAAGAUCGAGUCGUCUGUCCUUGGAGCAUAUGUUUCCAGAGGAAGGCCUAAAACCAGGUCCUUAUUCGUUCGGUUCGUCCACGCUCUACGAGAAUGUCUCCGAUGUGGAAAGUGCUGCGCAACUGAAGAAGACAUCCUGUUCAGCUAUAAUGGUUUCAAAUCAGAAAAUAUCUCGAAUCAGCAGCCCAUCCCGAAACUUAAGCGUUACCAGGAAUCAUGUUCCUAUCAAUACUAUUCAUGAAAAAAAAUCGAUCGAUAUGAGGCCGUUGUCAGUUCCGCCAAAAGAAGCAAAACGAACUAGUCCAGUGCAGUCACGUUGUUAUCUGGCGCUUGGAAUUGCAACAAUAGUUGUAUGUGGGAUAGCAUUCACAGUAUGGCUCACGUACGAUUCGCUUGGGAAAUUUGUUUCUUCCUUGCUGAAUUAAAUUUAUUGGAAUUUUAAGAUUAACUUCUCGGAUUGUUUAAUUUUUUUAUAAAGUCAUAAUAGAGAACGUUACAAAUGGAAAGUGUCUUACCAAGCAAGCUAAGACAGUGCAAAAUAUUUUGGGAUGGACUUGUCGGCUUGCUUGUAAUUAAAGAUUUUUGAAUAUUCAUGGCAUAAGAUCACAUGAACUUGGAACUUGGACAAUGAAUGAAACAUUUGCAACAUUCACUUCAAUCAGUUCGGUGUUACAAUGUUUUGCCAAGGCUAAUAGAGCAAAAAUUCAAUCAUCGCUGGAAUUUUAUGACUUUUAAAUUCAAAAAAGAACUGUCGCUACAUUAUUCUUCAAUCAACUGCUCUACCAAAGGUUGGUUGACUAAAGCUUCUGCAAUGCUUCGGCAUAU
Messenger RNA from Loa loa (African eye worm), 1039 nucleotides. RefSeq lists its product as hypothetical. Bases 1 to 639 code for a protein of 212 amino acids. The transcript is spliced from 5 exons. NCBI's taxonomy places the organism in Eukaryota, Metazoa, Nematoda, Chromadorea, Rhabditida, Onchocercidae. The record is from RefSeq and is a predicted model, not a curated record.